Molecule: messenger RNA, 3481 nt
Organism: Sebastes umbrosus (honeycomb rockfish)
Lineage: Eukaryota; Metazoa; Chordata; Actinopteri; Perciformes; Sebastidae
Gene: sertad3
Product: SERTA domain containing 3
Exons: 2
Coding region: 276-1310 (344 amino acids)
Cellular component (GO): nucleus
Molecular function (GO): transcription regulator activity
Source: RefSeq, a predicted model, not a curated record
UCACUACCCCCAACUGUAGACCUUUUGGAGUGAAACUCAAAUCACGGCGGGAGAAGAGAAGAGAGUCAGCCGGUUGUUAGAGAAGUCGGUUUAGUCUUUUAGAGGCUGAAACAGAAAGUUUUUAAUUGGUUUUAAUCGCCGAGUUAUUUCCAAAUGAGUUUAGUAAAACAGUAAAUAGUCUAUUCGUGUCGAAGAGGAGUCAAGAUAACGACAUAUUAACCAACAGUAACGGUACUUUAACCGAGGAGAGCCGGAAGUGAUUCAACAGUUUAAAGAUGAUCGUGAAAGGACAGAAGCGUAAACAUCCACCAGAGGACGUGGAGGUUUCAGACCAGAGCAGCCCCAACUGGGAGAGCCAGCGCCAGUUUGUGUUCUCAGUUUCCCUGAACAAGUAUCAGCAUAGCCAGGAGCUACCUGAACCCAGCCUGCGGCGCUCCGUUCUGAUAGCCAACACACUGCGGCAGGUCAGCCAGGAGGCUUGUGGGGCGCCCUCUGUAGACAUGGAGGUGUCACAACCACCUUGUAGCUCUUCAUCUGCACUCCAGGAAGAAAAGCAUGACUCUGCGGUGAUGUUUUCUAACAGCCACUCAGCUCUCGUCAGCUGUCCUCUGGUCUCUUUAAAUUACUUGUCAAAUUGUGCCACGAGUAGGUCUCCUGCAAACUGUCACUUAGAUGCAUCAAUUGUCCCUCUGUCUGUUAGAGACGAAGAUGAGGACUGGGGAUUGAUGUCCACUGAGUCUGAUUUCUCCCUUUCAGCUGCCAUCUCCUCCAUUCUCACUGCACUGGACACUACCAUUGAUGGGAGCCCACAGGCAGCUCCGCGGACACCUCUCAGGUCCUUGGAGAACCUGUCGGGGCCCUCUGAUGGAGGUGUGGCGUGGGUGAAACACGGAGUUAGAAGUUAUGGGGAGCUGCAGGAAGAGUGGAGGUUGCGGGAGAGCAGCUUGGAGGUGAUGAAGUCCAGCUACCUCACUGAGCUCACUGUGGAGGAUCUGUUCCAGGAUAUAGACACGUCCCUGCUGGAGCGGGACAUGGGAGUGCUUGGGUUCAUAGGCAGUGGAGGUGGAUAUCAGGCUGGGGAUGACCUGUUACGGUAUCUGCCGCCUUUCUCCUCCUCCUCCCCCUCACACCCUUUCUCCCUCUCUCUCAACCAGAAUCUGAAGUGCCUGCCUUCGUUCUCCUCGUUCAGCCCAUUGUCUUCCUCAUCUUCUUCUUCACCUUCUCUUUCUUCGCCACCCUUCUCUAGUCAGAAUCAUGUGAGAGAAGGAAUUGACCUGGAUCAUCUGAUGGAGAUCCUGGUGGAGUCCUGAUUGCCUCAUUGUCAUCAUUAUACUGUAAGAAAUCCAUUUCAACAGGAAGUAACCUGAACAUCAUUCAUGACGUUAGUGGACAAAAACUGAAUUCCCAAGGGCAGGACUUUCAAACGCAUCGAAUGCUGUUUUUUUUUUUUAUAUAUUGAUGAGGAAAUUGUGUAUUAUGGGCUUAAGAAAGUAGUAAGAACGCUCUAGAAAUGUAUAAAUGGUUGAUGUCUAAGACAGGAAGUGCUCCAUGGGUGGGCUAGCAUGAGGAGUAGCUGCGAUGCAUCUGGCAGCUUUUUGUGCAACAUAAAAGGUUUGCGUUUCUCCGGCAAAAAUGGAGGUGAAGUCACAGUAAAACUGCGUAUUAAAGCAAAUGAGGCUGUUUAAUGGCUAAGCCAUGAGUCAGUGCAUAAUGAACUGUUGAAAAGCAUUUUACUACAGUUUCCAGUGUGACUCAGCUAAUUGGAACGAGAGAAGGGAGGUAUCUGAUUAGAAAACAGGAUUUAUUCCGCAAAGGAGAAAAAAUGUGUCAGAUGCAUCACAGCUUCAAGCUUUCCUGCGUUCACGUUGAACAUCCCAGUUUAUCUGGAGUAAAGAAAAAAGCAGCAGCGCGUCAUGUACUGGUGUUGAUUCAUGCAGCGGACUGAACGUUGGGCUACAAGUGGGAUAAAUCACUUAAAGUGUAACAUGUAAAUGUGAGUUCUGAGAGAAUGUGAUUCGACAGGUGUUUGAAGGAGAAUGAUUGAAACACUAAUAUUAUGGGUCAAACUUCUGUUUUCUGAUUUUUCAAACUUCUGUGAAGAAAUCCUUUGACCUCAUAUUUAUCAACGAGUUAUUACUGGGGCGUGAUAUCAGGUGCUAAGAGAUCAGGUCGGUAGGAGCACCCAGAAAAAUGUGCUUAUUAAUUCAGAAGAAAUCCAUAAGAGCCAGUUGUUCGGUUCAGAAAGAAAAGACAUUUGAAUUGUGUAUAACUGUUGAAGGUUAACUGGGUGAUUCUUCUUUGUAUCCAUCAGUUAUUUCAGUAACAACUAGUUGGAGGUACAGUAUGAUUACAUGUCAUAUUAACGUAUCCUAUGUAUCCUCAAAAGGCAUAACUCCUAAUGCUUCUCAGCUGACUGUAAAGCCGUGUCUCAUCUGAAGGCUGAAAAGAGUGAAACUAAAAUGUGCUUAGUCUGAAAUGCUUCCUCUCUGAGUGCAGCUGUAGCUCAGGAAACACGUGGCAUCAAUGCACGCUCCAGCUCAGAAAGAGUAUUUAAUGUCUUCUUAAUAGAUGCUUUUAUUCAAAGAGCCUUUACAGUACUGUGAUUCUAUACAACACAUCCUCUUGGGUUUUAAUGUGACAGUACGGAUCCACUGUAGGUGUCACAUUAGCUAAAGUCACAACCACUGCGCAACAGCUUCUGUUGUACAGAUGUCGUGUUAUUGAUCGGUCCUGGUGGGUGUUGAGCAUCACGCUGUGAGCCACAUUGGCUGAUGGAGUCCAGAUGGUGCUGACUUCCCCCCUGUGAACACUCAUCAGUAGGUCAAGUUCUGCUCGUUUUAGUGGGGUUCACAUGUUUUGUCUGGUUUACAUCUGAAUUAUUGCACUUUUGUUAAUAAUAUGCAUUUCUCUGGUUUGUGUUUUACUCUGUAUUUAUUAAGCAGUGGUAACAUUACAGGUAAAUUGGCCGAAUGAUUCCUUUUGAGCCCAUAAAGUGGAGUCCUAUUACAUGUUCUGUUAAUGUAUAUUGUUUAACUGUAACUUAACUGGCUAUAUAUAUAUAUGUUGGUCCAGUAUUUAAACCAACACUGCUGAACUGUGUGACGGGGAAACACUGAGAUGAAUUGUUUGAGGAAGCACAUAAUGCCUGUUUGUCAGGUUUUUGUACUUUCAUCCUGUUUAUGGAUCAGAGUUGUUUUCUAUGCAAAGGUCUGCAGUCUCAAACUAUUUAUAAAUGGCAUACUUUGUUAACAAGAUGAGUAAUUAAAUGUCAUAACCAUUUUUGACAAUUUUUCUGAUGGUGUAUUAAUGUACCGUCAUGGCAGUUAUUUUAUUUACUUUUAUUUUCUCUUAAAUAUUUUAACGGUUACAUUUGAGGGCAGAAUGCCCGGACACUAUGUAUUUACACCUUUGUUUUUAAAAGAAGGCAAAUAUCUGUUUAACUAUACUGACGUUUUUUUAAUAAAAUGUUAAAAUGAAAUCA